UGUUAAUUACUACCUUGGCAGUCAAAUGAAAAAUGAUUUUCUACUAAUCUGUAUGUAUGUGUAUAUAUAUAUAUCUCCAUGAGCUACCGCAGACAAGCAAGCAACACUAAAUUUUCUCAUACUUUAAUUUCUUUCCACAUCUCCACUCAAAGGGAAAUUUGAAUGGCCUCCUUAUCCUCUACAAUCCUCAGCCGCUCUCCGGCGGCCCGCCGCAGAAUUACGCCGGCGUCGGCUAAGCUUCACCGGCCGGAAUGUUUCGCCACCAGUGCAUGGAUGGGCAGCAGCAGUAAAAACCUUUCUCUCAGCUACCAACUUAAUCACAAGAAAAUAUCAGUUGCCACAGUAGAUGCGCCGCAGGUGCAUGACCACGACGGCACUACCGUUCAUCAAGGCCAUGAUGCGGUGAAGAAUAUUGAGGAUCCCAUUGAAUACAUCAGGACGUUGUUGAGGACGACGGGGGACGGGAGAAUAAGCGUGUCGCCGUACGACACGGCGUGGGUGGCGAUGAUCAAGGACGUGGAGGGGCGGGACGGGCCCCAGUUCCCCUCCAGCCUCGAGUGGAUCGUGCAGAAUCAACUCGAGGAUGGAUCGUGGGGCGAUCAGAAGCUUUUCUGCGUCUACGAUCGCCUCGUCAAUACCAUCGCGUGCGUGGUAGCCUUGAGAUCGUGGAAUGUUCAUGCUCACAAGGUCAAAAGAGGAGUGACGUACAUCAAGGAAAAUGUGGAUAAACUUAUGGAGGGAAAUGAGGAGCACAUGACUUGUGGGUUCGAAGUGGUGUUUCCGGCGCUUCUACAAAAAGCGAAAAGCUUAGGCAUCGAAGAUCUUCCUUACGAUUCUCCGGCGGUGCAGGAGGUUUAUCAUGUCAGGGAACAAAAGUUGAAAAGGAUUCCACUGGAGAUUAUGCACAAAAUGCCGACAUCAUUAUUAUUUAGUUUGGAAGGGCUCGAAAAUUUGGAUUGGGACAAACUUUUGAAACUGCAGUCAGCCGACGGUUCCUUCCUCACCUCUCCCUCCUCCACCGCCUUCGCGUUCAUGCAAACCAAGGAUGAAAAAUGCUACCAAUUCAUCAAGAACACGAUAGACACUUUCAACGGAGGAGCGCCACACACUUAUCCCGUCGACGUGUUUGGAAGGCUCUGGGCGAUCGACCGGCUGCAGCGCCUCGGAAUUUCUCGCUUUUUUGAGCCGGAGAUUGCUGAUUGCUUAAGCCACAUCCACAAAUUUUGGACGGAUAAGGGAGUUUUCAGUGGGAGAGAAUCGGAGUUUUGCGACAUUGACGAUACAUCCAUGGGAAUGAGGCUUAUGAGGAUGCAUGGAUAUGAUGUUGAUCCAAAUGUGCUGAGGAAUUUCAAGCAGAAAGAUGGUAAAUUCUCUUGCUACGGCGGGCAGAUGAUCGAGUCGCCUUCUCCGAUAUACAAUCUUUACAGAGCUUCUCAGCUCCGAUUUCCCGGCGAGGAAAUCCUCGAAGAUGCGAAGAAAUUCGCCUACGAUUUCUUGAAAGAAAAACUAGCCAACAAUCAGAUUCUGGAUAAAUGGGUUAUAUCUAAGCACUUGCCUGAUGAGAUCAAGCUCGGGCUAGAGAUGCCGUGGCUCGCCACCCUACCCCGCGUCGAGGCGAAGUACUACAUCCAGUACUACGCCGGCUCCGGCGACGUGUGGAUCGGGAAGACGCUGUACAGGAUGCCGGAGAUCAGCAACGACACGUACCACGACCUAGCCAAGACGGAUUUCAAGAGAUGCCAAGCGAAGCAUCAGUUCGAGUGGCUCUACAUGCAAGAAUGGUACGAGAGCUGCGGCAUCGAGGAAUUCGGGAUAAGCAGAAAGGACCUUCUGCUUUCCUAUUUCUUGGCGACCGCGAGCAUCUUCGAGCUCGAGAGGACCAACGAGCGAAUCGCGUGGGCCAAAUCGCAGAUCAUCGCUAAGAUGAUCACUUCUUUCUUCAACAAGGAAACUACGUCGGAGGAGGAGAAACGAGCUCUUUUGAACGAGCUCGGAAACAUUAAUGGCCUCAACGACACAAACGGCGCAGGGAGAGAAGGUGGGGCCGGUAGCAUUGCGCUAGCGACCCUCACUCAGUUCCUCGAGGGAUUCGACAGAUACACCAGACACCAGCUGAAAAAUGCUUGGAGCGUAUGGCUGACGCAGCUGCAACAUGGCGAAGCAGACGACGCAGAGCUCCUAACCAACACAUUGAACAUCUGCGCCGGCAACAUCGCCUUCAGGGAAGAAAUACUGGCGCACAACGAGUACAAAGCUCUCUCCAACCUAACGAGCAAAAUCUGUCGACAACUUUCUUUCAUUCAAAGCGAAAAGGAGAUGGGAGUAGAGGGCGAGAUCGCAGCGAAAUCGAGCAUAAAAAACAAGGAACUCGAAGAAGACAUGCAAAUGUUGGUGAAGUUGGUGCUUGAGAAAUAUGGGGGCAUAGAUAGAAAUAUAAAGAAAGCGUUUUUGGCAGUUGCGAAGACUUAUUAUUACAGAGCGUAUCAUGCCGCCGACACCAUAGACACACACAUGUUUAAAGUGCUUUUCGAGCCAGUCGCGUGAAUAUUUUGUUUAAAUAAGUAUAUAGUUGUUUGUAUCGCCCCGGGAAAAGAAAUGUAACAUAAUCUUUUAUUAUUUUGUAUAAAUAAAAACAGUUCAGCAGAAAUAAAAUAAAUUUUUAGAUUUUCUUUU
Salvia miltiorrhiza (redroot sage) is the source of this 2673-nucleotide messenger RNA. RefSeq names its product copalyl diphosphate synthase CPS1, chloroplastic. The record is from RefSeq and is a predicted model, not a curated record. Bases 163 to 2544 code for a protein of 793 amino acids. Gene Ontology annotation, cellular component: chloroplast. Gene Ontology annotation, biological process: gibberellin biosynthetic process. The transcript is spliced from 13 exons. Gene Ontology annotation, molecular function: terpene synthase activity; magnesium ion binding. NCBI's taxonomy places the organism in Eukaryota, Viridiplantae, Streptophyta, Magnoliopsida, Lamiales, Lamiaceae.